Trichoderma gamsii is the source of this 3240-nucleotide messenger RNA. RefSeq names its product acid trehalase. Gene Ontology annotation, cellular component: fungal-type cell wall. Bases 1 to 3240 code for a protein of 1079 amino acids. Gene Ontology annotation, molecular function: carbohydrate binding; alpha,alpha-trehalase activity. Gene Ontology annotation, biological process: trehalose catabolic process. Lineage: Eukaryota; Fungi; Ascomycota; Sordariomycetes; Hypocreales; Hypocreaceae. The record is from RefSeq and is a predicted model, not a curated record. The transcript has 4 exons.
AUGCGGUCCACAACAUUGUCUGGAGCUGCGCUGCUGUCGCUGCUUCAGUUUAUUCAUCCUGUUUACAGCACCGCUUCAAAUGAUCGCGUCGCAGAAUGCCUGAGCAGGAACGGCGGAUCAAGCACAGGACCCCAGUUCAGCAAGAACGUGUACAAGACCGAUUUCGCUGGAGUGACCUGGGACGAAGACAAUUGGCUGCUCAGCACAACGCAAUUGAAGCAGGGCGCGUUUGAAUCACGCGGUUCUGUGGCCAAUGGCUAUCUCGGCAUCAAUGUCGCCAGCGUCGGACCUUUCUUUGAAGUCGACACAGAAGAGAAUGGCGACGUUAUCAGCGGCUGGCCCUUGUUCUCGAGACGCCAAUCUUUUGCAACCAUUGCUGGAUUCUGGGACUCCCAGCCAGUCAUGAACGGGACAAACUUCCCGUGGAUCUCACAGUAUGGCUCCGAUACUGCCAUCAGCGGCAUUCCCCACUGGAGCGGGCUCAUCUUGGAUCUGGGUGACAAUACCUAUCUUGAUGCUACGGUUGAUAACCGAACAAUCUCCAACUUCCGAUCGACCUAUGACUACAAGGCUGGAGUUUUGAGCUGGUCAUAUAAGUGGACUCCCAAAGGCAAAAAAGGAAGCUUCGACAUCAGCUAUCGCAUCUUCGCCAACAAAUUAUACGUGAACCAAGCCGUGGUUGAUAUGGAAGUUACCUCAUCCAAGAACGUGCAGGCAUCAAUUGUCAAUGUUCUCGAUGGCUUUGCUGCCGUACGCACCGACUUUGUGGAGUCUGGACAAGACGGCAAUGCCAUCUUCUCCGCCGUACGACCAAACGGCGUUUCCAAUGUGACGGCGUUUGUGUAUGCUGACAUUACCGGCUCUGGGGGCGUAAAUUUGGCGAGUCGCAAGAUUGUCAAGGGCAAGCCAUACGUACACACCAACGCAUCUUCCAUUGCACAGGCUGUUUCAGUCAAGUUUUCAGCAGGACACGCCGCCCGAGUGACUAAAUUUGUUGGAGCUGCAUCCUCCGAUGCCUUCAAGAACCCCAGACAAAUUGCCAAGAGUGCAGCAGCUGCAGCACUGAGCAACGGAUACGCCAAGUCUCUUAACUACCACGUUAAGGAGUGGGCAACUGUCAUGCCUGAGAGUUCUGUCGACAGCUUCGCCGAUCCCAAGACUGGCAAGCUUCCAGCCGACAACUACAUCAUCGACUCUGCCAUCAUGGCCGUCACCAACGCUUACUACCUUUUGCAAAACACAGUGGGCAAAAAUGGAAGCAAGGAAGCCAACGGAGCCCCAGUCAAUGUUGACAGUAUCUCUGUCGGCGGACUGACUUCCGACUCCUACGCCGGACAAGUCUUUUGGGAUGCUGAUCUCUGGAUGCAGCCCGGUCUGGUUGCAGCUCAUCCAGAAGCUGCUGAAAGAAUCACAAACUACCGUCUGGCGAGAUACGGCAUGGCCAAGGAAAACGUCAAGACUAAAGCUGCGGGUUCCCAAAAUGAGACGUUCUUCUCUGCUGAUGCUGCCGUAUUCCCGUGGACCAGUGGCCGUUAUGGAAACUGCACUGCUACUGGCCCCUGCUGGGACUACGAGUAUCAUUUGAAUGGAGAUAUUGGCCUCUCUCUCGUAAACCAGUGGGUUGUUAGCGGCGAUACCAAGAACUUCCAGGAGAACCUUUUCCCGAUUUACGACUCAAUCGCUCAGCUGUACGGAAACAUGCUAAAGCCCAACAAGACGUCGUGGACAUUGACCAACAUGACUGAUCCUGAUGAAUACGCAAACCAUGUCGAUGCUGGCGGAUACACAAUGCCUCUCAUUGCGGAACACCUGCAGAACGCAAAUACGUUCCGCAAGCAAUUCGGCAUCGAGCAGAACAAGACUUGGGCCAAAAUGGCGUCCAACUCGCUGGUGCUUCGAGAAAAUGGAGUCACAUUGGAGUUUACUACCAUGAACGGUAGUGCUGUUGUCAAACAGGCUGAUGUGAUCAUGAUCACUUAUCCUUUGUCUUACACCACCAACUACAGCUCCGAAGACGCUCUAAACGAUCUUGAUUACUAUGCCAACAAACAAUCUCCUGAUGGACCUGCCAUGACCUACGCCUUCUUCUCUAUUGUUGCCAACGAAAUUUCUCCUUCAGGAUGCUCAUCGUACACCUACGCUCAAUACGCCUAUAAGCCCUACGUUCGCGCGCCAUUCUACCAAAUCUCAGAACAACUCAUUGAUGAUGCCAGCAUCAACGGCGGUACUCACCCGGCCUAUCCAUUCCUCACUGGCCACGGCGGCGCCAACCAAGUCGUUCUCUUUGGCUACCUUGGACUCCGGCUCGUGCCCGAUGACUUCAUUCACAUCGAUCCAAACUUGCCUCCGCAGAUUCCUUACCUCAGAUACAGGACGUUCUAUUGGCGCGGCUGGCCCAUCUCCGCUUGGUCCAACUACACUCACACCACUAUCAGCCGUGCCAGCGGCAUUGCUGCGCUUGAUGGUGCGGAUCAGCGCUUUGCUGGAAAGACUAUUACCAUCCACUCUGGAUCCGAGGAAAGCCCCAAGGCUUACCAACUGCCCGUUAAGGGAUCUGUUGUCGUUCCUAACAGGCAGCUUGGCUCUCAGCAAACUUACGCUGGCAACCUGGUUCAGUGCAACGCCGCCAGCUCCCCUGAUACUUAUGUGCCUGGUCAAUUCCCGAUUGCAGCUGUGGACGGUGCUACGUCGACCAAGUGGCAGCCUGCCUCUGCUGCCGACGUAAGCUCCAUUACUGUGACGCUCGAUAAGGAGGAUGUGGGAUCUUUGGUCUCGGGCUUCCAUUUCGACUGGGCUCAGGCACCUCCAGUCAACGCAACUGUCAUUUUCCACAACGAGGCCAUCAGCGACCCAGCGGCAGCUUUCAAGUCGCAAAAGCACAACUCGAACUUCAAGGUCGUCACAUCUUUGACCAAUAUUAAGCAGUCCAAUCCUUAUGACGUUCAUACUACUGACUUGAACGUCAUUGCCAUUCCCAUUGGUAACACGACUAAUGUCACCUUGUCUACGCCCGUUGCUGCCUCUAGAUACGCAUCGCUUCUCAUUGUGGGCAACCAGGGUCUCGACCAUGUGGACGCCGUGGCAAAGAACGGCACCGGUGCUACAGUCGCGGAGUGGGCUAUCUUUGGACACGAAAAGGGACAUACAAGCACUUCAAACUCUCAUGAAAAGAGAAAGUUGAAUGUGCGAGCUGCUGCCGCAAUGGCUGAUCCAGCGAACCUUGUGCGUCGGCCUCAGUAA